AUGCAAUUCUUAAAUACUGUUACUUUAUUUGCCUUGGCCUCUUACGUUGCUGCAAGCACUUCUGAAGUUGUUAAAGUUGAAUCCAGCACUGCUUUGGCUAGUUCUGUUCCAACUGAUGUUGCUGCUGCUGCCAUUGACACUGCUGCUGAAGAAUCAUCUUUAGCUUCUGCUGCUCCUUCUGGCGAAAACCAAAGUGAUGAUGAUGAUGAAGCUGAUGAAGCUGAUGGGGAUGAUGGUGCUUUUGAUGAAGAUGAAAGCGAUGACGAUGAAGAUGAUGAUGAAGGUCAUUACAACAACGGUUACAAAUUUAAAAGAGAAGACUCGAAGUCCAGCAAGGACAAAAACUCUGAUAAAACCUCAACUACCGUAGUCAGCAGUACUGCCUCUGGUUCAUCUAAACCUUCUUCGUCCCACAAACACGAUCACGAUCAUAACAAGACCUCCUCUGCUUCUGGAUCUGCUUCUGGCAAAGCUUCUGGAUCUGCUUCAAGCUCUUCCAAGUCCAAAUCCAAGUCCAAAGACAGUGCCGGUGUUCAAAGCUUCAACUUAAACGUUGUUACUAGCAUUGCUGGUGCUGCUGCCAUUGCUGCUUUGAUGAUGUAA
Messenger RNA from Hyphopichia burtonii NRRL Y-1933, 603 nucleotides. RefSeq lists its product as uncharacterized. The transcript has a single exon. NCBI's taxonomy places the organism in Eukaryota, Fungi, Ascomycota, Pichiomycetes, Serinales, Debaryomycetaceae. The record is from RefSeq and is a predicted model, not a curated record. Bases 1 to 603 code for a protein of 200 amino acids.